GUCAAGUGGGAACUGGGCACUAACAUUAACGCCGACAGUAUGGCGGUGCCACUGGGCGAGGGGUGUGAUGCACGCCAUGCUGCGCCGUUUCUUUUUUUAUCUCGUUCUUGUCUAUGGUCCUGUGCCUCUGCUGAUCACGUACAUGCUGCUCUGCAUUAGUAGCCGUUGCCCGCACGCCUCCUCCGUGAUAGCCUUAUCCACCAUUUGGUUUAGCCAAGAUCCAUUGGUCUCUGGGGGAUCGCUAAUGGCACCUCUAUCCAGAAGCCAUGGCGGCCGUGAUAUGAGCCGAAGGUCGAAGCAUGUUGGUGGCGUCAGGCAACAAUUAAAUAGCCCUGGUGCGCCAAAAGCCCAGUCCAGCCGUCAUCUCGUCCAACAUAUCACAUCGAUCACAUUCUCGUCACUGAAGCAGCCCCCGUCCACCCAUAAUAGUUGGUAAUCCUACGCUAGUCAGCCUGGCUGCUCCCACGGCGUCAGUCUGAUGGCCCGCCUUGCAACGACGACCUGCUCGUUUUGGAACAACCUGCUCGGCAGACCAGUCACACAUCCGAUGCAACAGUGACUUGAGAAGCAUCGGGUAUUAUACGUCUGCCUUCCCCGGUGUAUCGCUCGACCGAGAAUCCGAUGCAACCUUUUGGUAUGGUUGUCCAUCCCAUUUCGUUUGAGGCACGCCAACGACGACUACUUCGGCUAGCAGCAAGCUAGCAGCAAGAAGACUGCGCCCACCAGCCUCGGAUGCUGUUGACUGACUCGUUCUGUGUCAACUGUCGGCCCGUCGCUUUCUAUUUUUGCGAGCUCUCUGACAGACUCUGAGCAAAGACCUUCACAUUUGUCUUCUCUAACUUAGAUAUGAGCUGCCUUGAUUCUCAUGAUUGGUAGUUUGGCGUAACUGAGAUAAGAGGCAUGCUGUGUCACAGCCAAUAGGGUUUCCUUGCUCUGUCGUAGCCUCAGGGGGAGCAAAAUAGGCGACGGGACAGCAAAGGCCCUGAACGGGGCUUUCUGAGUGAUAAACUAGGAGGACGAUCUGUUAGCGGCACGGAAGAAUGUAAUCCUGGCAACCAAAAAAAAAAAAAAAAAUAGAAAUUGCAACGUCAAGGUUGUAUCCACACCGGAAUACAAGCGGUUAGAACGUGAGGUGCUUUGAGUAGCCAACCUUCAGCGCAGUGUCAAAGUGUCAAGUGGCCUUAGCCAGUAAGAAACGCUAGCCAGAGCAGCGUGCCCAUCUGUUGGCACCAAAGGUGGACUGGAAACCUUUGGUGAGAGGCAAGCACCACAACCUGCCCCACCAUAAGCUCGUCAGUGCUUGGAGGGGCAGAGAAGCCCAAAGCAGCCAAACAGCUCCGCGACCGGUGUUCAGGCAUCGAGUCAUUAAAAAAAAGUCGCCAGCACAGCGGCAUCACCACUUUGUCUUGAGAAAUCAACAACCAGAGUCACGACACCACUGUACACCGCCGAUUUGUACCCUAAUCUGGUCGUUAUAUUCAUAUCGCAAUUGAACUCUUGAACAGCAAUCAUGGAUCUCGUCAACCACCUUGAAGGGCGCCUCCUUUUCGCCGUUCCCAAGAAGGGACGUUUGAACCAGGCCGCACUAAACCUCCUUGAAGGCGCCGACAUCCAAUUCCGCCGCGAAAACCGCCUCGAUAUCGCCCUCGUGAAGAAUCUGCCUCUCGCUCUCGUUUUCCUCCCUGCUGCCGACAUUCCCACAUUUGUUGGUCAGGGUCGUGUCGAUCUAGGUAUCACUGGCUGGGACCAGGUUCAGGAACAUGCUGCUGGUGUGAACCGCCAGGGUAACUCCAGUGGAAACGCUGCCGGCUGCGAAACUGUCAUGGAUCUUGAGUUUGGAGCUUGCAAGCUUCAGGUACAAGUUCCUGACAAGGGAAAAUAUGCUACCACGUCAGAUUUGGUGGGCCUUACGAUUGGAACCUCGUUCCCUAACUUGGCUCUGCAGCACUUUGCCAAGAUUGAGGCUGGUGUUGACCCCAAGAGCGAGGCUGCGCUCCCCGUUGAUAACAUCCGCACUAAGGUCAUCGAACUUAGUGGUAGUGUCGAGGCAGCGUGCGCCCUCGGCGUUGCGGAUGGCAUCGUCGAUUUAGUCGAAUCCGGUGAAACCAUGAGAGCCGCUGGUCUCAAAGCCAUUGAUACUGUUGUCGAGUCUAGCGCGAUCCUGAUCAAGUCGAAGAACCCUUCCAACGCCGAGCUUGUCGACCUCAUCGCUGCCCGUAUCCGCGGUGUCAUCACAGCACAACGCUAUGUACUUUGCCAAUACAAUAUUGAGCGCUCAAAACUCCCCGAUGCCACCAAGAUUACGCCCGGAAAGCGUGCUCCUACCGUCACUACGCUUGACGCUGAUGGCUGGGUCGCGGUCAGCUCUAUGGUAGAGAAGAAGAAGCUGGCAGUCGUCAUGGAUGAUCUUACCAAGGUCGGCGCCCACGACAUUCUAGUAUUGGACAUCCACAACACCCGAUAAACGGGAUUGUUCUUAAUUAUGGGAACGUGCGAUAGACCAUCUGGAAAUGGGAGGAGGAUUACAGCUGGAGAAAUGGAGUUAAUGUACAUAGGUUAUCAGGUGUUAGAUCCUGAUGAAAAAUUGAAACAAAUAAACGACAUGAAAAUUG
[Torrubiella] hemipterigena is the source of this 2612-nucleotide messenger RNA. Lineage: Eukaryota; Fungi; Ascomycota; Sordariomycetes; Hypocreales; Clavicipitaceae. The record is from the annotation of a GenBank genome assembly.